GUUAAACAACAGCAUCUGCCCUCGGGAGAAGCAUUCAGAUCCAAGCCAACUCCAACUCUCUCAGAUCUCAUCGAAACAACCGGAGAGAUACCGAGCAAUCACAAACCUUAGCAAUCUGGCCUUGGCGACUUCACAAACUCUCCAGCUCAGGUGAGAAAUGGAGGGGUUUCUUGUCAGCGCCGCCACCGGGGCCUUGAGACCGGUGCUGGAGAAGCUAGGCGCCGUGCUGGGCGCCGAGUACAAGCGUUUCAAGGGGGUGCGCGGCGAGAUAAAGUUCCUCGCCGGCGAGCUCACGGCAAUGCACGCUUUCCUGCUCAAGAUGUCGGAGGUCGAGGAUCCCGACGCGCAGGACAAGGCGUGGAUGGACGAGGUGCGGGAGCUGUCCUACGACAUCGACGACAGCCUCGACGACUUCAUGCUCCUCGAUGACGACAACGGCAUUAGUAAGGCAGAUCAUGGCUUCAUUGACAAAAUCAAGAGCCUGUUGAAGAAGACGAGGAGCCGCAGCGGUAUCGCCAAGGCGAUCCAAGAUCUGAAGAAACAGGUGGUUGUGGUUGGCGAGAGGCAUGCGAGGUACAAGAUCGGUGAGGCUAUCUCCAGGAGAGGCAGCGCAGCGGUUGACCCUAGAGCUCUUGCUAUCUUCGUCGACAUGUCGACGCUUGUCGGCAUGGACGGACCGAAGCAAGAGGUUAUUGACAUGUUCACCGAACAAUCCGAAUCCGGAUGUGAAUCGACCCAACAACGACAUCCGAAGGUGGUCUCCAUUGUGGGUUUCGGUGGACUGGGUAAGACGACUCUUGCAAACCAAGUGUACAAAGAGAUGAAAGGGGAAUUUCAGUGUAGUGCUUUUAUAUCCGUGUCGAGGAUUCCAGACACGAUGAAAAUUCUUAGAGCUAUCCUCAGUGCAGUGAGUGGGAGAGGUUAUGAAAAAACAGAUGAUGUGAACGAACAACAGAUCAUUAUCAAGAUCUCGGAUUUCCUCGAAGACAAAAGGUACUUUAUUGUAGUUGAUGAUAUAUGGAAUGUGGAAAUAUGGGAUAUUGUUAAGUGUGCAUUCCCCAAGACCAGUUGCGGCAGUAGGAUUAUCACCACCACUCGUAUAAAUGAUGUAGCUCAAUCAUGUUGUUCAUCUUCUGGUGACCAUAUUUAUAAUAUAAGGCCUCUUAAUAUGGUUCACUCCAAACAGUUGUUUCACAAAAGGCUAUUCAACUCCAAGGAAGAAUAUCCUUCGAACCUUAAAGAUGUGUCUGAUCAAAUAUUGCAAAGGUGUGCUGGCUUGCCUUUGGCGAUUAUUGCUAUAUCUGGUCUGUUGGCCAACAGACCAACUACAAAGGAUCAUUGGGAUCAAGUCAGAACCUCAAUUGGUUGUGGACUUGAAAGAAAUUCUAGCAUUGAGAAAAUGGUGAAGAUAUUAUCACUUAGUUACUUUGACCUUCCUCCUCGUCUUAAAACAUGUCUGUUGUACCUGAGUAUAUUUCCAGAAGACAGUAUUAUUGAGAAACAAAACCUCAUAAACAGAUGGAUUGCUGAGGGAUUUAUUCGUGAAGAACUAGGAUAUACAGUGGAUGAGGUAGGAGAGAUGAGUUUCAAUGAGCUCAUCAAUAGGAGUUUAAUCCAACCUGUCAGACUAAAGAAAUUAACCGGUGAGGUGAAGACUUGUCGUAUUCAUGAUACAAUUCUUGAUUUCCUAAUAUCCAAGUCUAUUGAAGAGAACUUUGUUACUUUCGUUGGUGUUCCCAAUCUAACUAUUGGAACACAAAGAAAAGUUCGCCGGUUCUCUCUUCAAGGUGGCAAAGAAGGAAAUAUUACUCUACCAAAGAGACUUAUAUCAUCACAAGUCCGGUCAAUUAGUGUGUUUGGGGAUUUAGAGGAAAUCCCUUCCCUGGAAAAGUGUAAUCAUUUGCGUGUUCUAGACUUUCAAGGUAUUUUCUUGGGAAGAAAUCCUUUUGCAAAUAUAAAGAGCUUAUUUCAGCUGCGAUAUCUGAACCUCAGAAAUACAGAUGCAAGUAAUCUUCCUGAACAAAUCGUUCAUGCAAAGUGCUUAUGGAUGUUGGACCUAAGAAACACCAAUAUGAAGGAAUUACCAGCAGCCAUUAUUAGGCUUGAAAAUUUGGUGCAUCUGUUUACUGAUUGUGAUGUUAAAUAUCCAGACGGAAUGGCGAAGAUGCAAGCAUUGCAGACUCUGAAACAGAUUGGUACCUCCUUGCAGUCAUCUAACUUUUUUCAAGAACUUUCUCAGCUAAAGAAUCUGAGGAAGCUGCGGCUGGAAUUUGACUAUGAUCCAACAGAAGUUAUCAAGAAGCACAUGAAAGUUAUCACCUCAUCUAUCUGUCAACUAAGCAUACUCAGCCUUGACUCUCUAAGAAUUGGAAGGGAGGAGGACGAAGAGACGGAGAUAGAUUUGUCAUUGGAUGACAACUUCUUACUGCAACAGUGGUGUCCCGCUCCACGUAGCCUCCGGGAACUUGAGAUUUGUCUAAUCAUUUUGUAUGUUCCGGAUUGGGUGGGGCCACUCGUCAACCUCCAGCGUUUAUUCCUUUGGGUGAAGAAAGCCAGGCAGGAAGAUCUCUUCACCCUUGGAGGCUUACCCAUUUUAUCCUCUUUAGUUAUCGGCGUAGAAGGGGAAGUAGAGUCUUCAAGAAUGCUUACAGUAAGUGGUGCCAAUGGAUUCCCAUGCCUAAAGUCGUUUUUCUUCUCAGCAUAUGAGCUUGGGGUAGAGCUCAUGUUUCUAGAAGGAUCCAUGCCGAAGCUAGAGUUUCUCUCCAUUUAUUUCAAUGCAGUUAAUACGUCUAGUGGUGCUUUUGAACUUGGAAUCCAAAACCUCCCCUGCCUCGAUACUCUUGAUUGUACACUUUAUGGAGUUAGUGAGAGCAGUGAUUGGAUUAUUCAGGCUGCAAAGGCCGCCAUGGAGAGAGCUACCGCAACACACCGCAACCUCCCUGGGCUUGCAAUAACCACAAGGAAGUAUUACAUGAAUCAUUGGAUGGUUUGUGCUGAAUCUCGUCAGCAUAUUUUGAAGGGGGCGCGUGUUGGAGAAUUGCAGAGGAGCUCCGAGGUGCUACACACCCUGACGUCUACGACAGACACACACCUGUCUUGGGACCAUCCAUUUGUGAUGUAUUGACGUGGUAUAAUUUGAUGUAUCCCACCCUUGUAUUUCCGAAGAUAUCCGUACCAGGUUGGCCAACCGUAUUAAUGUGGGAUGCUGGUAAUAUUUUUAAAUAGAAGGCCACUUGGUCCGAAAAUACCAAACAGAAUG
Molecule: messenger RNA, 3259 nt
Organism: Lolium perenne
Lineage: Eukaryota; Viridiplantae; Streptophyta; Magnoliopsida; Poales; Poaceae
Product: disease resistance protein RGA5
Biological process (GO): defense response to other organism
Molecular function (GO): ADP binding
Source: RefSeq, a predicted model, not a curated record